CACGAGCUUGGCCGCAGCCCGAGGCCCCGCUGCUCCUCCGCCUUCCGGUGUGAGGCCCGGGAACCUCCUCCCCUCCCGGGCGCCCCCACCGCCGCGGCCCAGACGCCGCGUGGCCCCUCCUUCUCUGGGGGGGAACGAGGCGACGGUUGCCGGGAAGCGCGCGCCGCCCCUUCUCCCUCCUCCUUUCACGCGCCACCCGUUUUUCCUCUUUCUCGGUUAAUAACAGCUGGGUAGCUGGGGGAGGAGGGAAGGUGGCCCCGGCGGAGUCUGGGCGGGCGCCUCCCACUCACCCGCGAGCCGCCGUGGGAGCUGGAGGAUGGCGGCUGUAGCGGCGACCGCCCGGGAGGAGGCGGUGCCGAGGCCGGGGGCGCAGAGCGCGGUGGCAGAGAGCGGCAGCGGCCCGUCGUGGCGCACCAGAACCGAAACCAGCGGCCGCCGCACCGUCACCUGAGCCACCUCCUGCGCCGGAUCCAGCGAGCGGCGCCCGCCGCGGCCGAACCAGGCCCUCCUCCCUGUCACCUCACCUCCUGCGCCCAGUCAGGUCGCCGGCCUCGCCCGCCGCCCCGAGGAGAAAAGCGCGCCGCGCGCCGACCGCCCCUCGGGGCGCCGGGCGGUGGCCCUGGACGUGCGGGGGCCCCAGGGGGCCGGCCGCGGCGUUUCGGCCCUGCCCUCUCGCUCCUCGGCUCGCUCCCUCCCUCCCGGCGCUCGGGGCCCUACGCGCGGGCCCGGCCCGGGGCAGGGCGGACAUGGGCGCCAAGCAGAGCGGCCCGGCCGCCGCUAACGGCCGUACCCGUGCGUACUCAGGCUCGGAUCUACCUUCCAGCAGCAGCGGAGGGGCCAAUGAGACCGCGGGCAGCGGCGGCGGGGCUCGGGAGGCGGCCGCUGGCAGGUUUCCGGCUCAGGUGCCUAGUGCACAUCAGCCCAGCGCAUCGGGCGGCGCAGCGGCGGCCUCGGCAGCCCCGCGCAGCCGCUCCCUCGGCGGGGCCGUGGGGAGCGUGGCGUCGGGGGCCCGAGCCGCGCAGUCCUCCUUCAGCAUCCCCAACAGCAGCAGCGGUCCGUACGGCUCGCAGGACUCUGUGCACAGCAGCCCCGAGGACGGCGGCGGCGGCAGGGACCGGCCGGCGGGCGGGGGCCCCGGCGGGCCGCGCCUGGUGAUCGGCUCCCUCCCAGCUCACCUCUCGCCGCACAUGUUUGGAGGAUUUAAGUGCCCUGUAUGCUCAAAAUUUGUACCCUCUGAUGAAAUGGAUUUGCACCUUGUGAUGUGUUUAACAAAGCCAAGAAUAACCUAUAAUGAGGAUGUACUGAGUAAAGAUGCUGGGGAAUGUGCAAUAUGUCUUGAAGAAUUGCAGCAGGGAGAUACUAUAGCACGACUGCCUUGCCUAUGCAUAUAUCAUAAAAGCUGCAUAGAUGAAUGGUUUGAAGUAAAUAGAUCUUGUCCUGAGCACCCUUCAGAUUAAGCAUCAGAUUCCUGUUUUAUAGGAUGCUUGAAAAAUCUAGAGGAUUUGAGGAUCUGUCUCUGGAAAAACAAAAAUGCAGGCUUACUCAGCCAGAAAUCUGAGUUCUGUGAGACUUGGUAAUACAGAGAUGGACAAUCACACAAGAAAAAAGAAAAAACAUCCUGCUGAAGAGAGGACAGUAACCACAGAACUCAGUGUACCAAACUUGCAUAUAAGGGACACACAGGGAUUUUGAAAAUGCUGCACAUCCCUUAAUAGUCAUCUACAUAGGUAAUACUGAUGAACAUUUUGUAUUCAGACGCCAAAGUUAACUGAUUUAAAAGUUGAUUUACUUUUUAUUCAGUUCUCUAGAGCUGCGCAACUAGCUGUGUUUUGAUUUGUUUUGUUUUGUUUCUUUAAUUUGGGGUCUCUUUUAUUUCCCCCAACAUAAUGUUUUUGCAUUCACUUAUUCUUAAAUUGAAAAACCAUAUAAGUUACUUCUCAUAAAGUCUUAAAUGUGAAACCAAGAAAUGUAAUCAAGCAGUAAAACAUUCUCUGAAUGUAGACCAUGAUCUCAAGUUCUUCCAUUUUUUCCCCCAAGUGUGGAAAACUAAUUUCUACAUAGGAAAACUAAAAUAUGUUUGUUUUUAAAUUAAAGGUUUAAAUAUUAUCAGAAUGCUGCCCAAAGAAUAAAUCAAGUUACAUAAUUACAUUUAAAUUAAAUAAAUGUAGAAAUUGUCUACUGAAUUGUAGUUUAUAAAAUAUAUUGUUUCCUCUUAAAUAAAACUGCUCAACAUUUAAUCAGCAAUCAUCUUGCAGCUAUGCAACUUUUAAAAUAAUAUAAAUUAUUCAUUUUAAGUGCUGCCAGCUAUAAUAACUUUUGUUUUAACGGGUAUUUUUUUUUCUUUUUUCAUGUGAUUAUUUUAUUGUACUUUGCAUCUCCAGGCAGUUUUCCCACAUUUGGGUAAAAUGUGUAGCAGAGCAUAAGCUUAAAAUUUAUGAAAAAGGGUAAAACAGAAAUUUCUGAAGUGGAAGUUGGAAUAAUUUGAGGGGUAUUUUAUAUACCUUUAAACAUCAGGAUUUAAAAUUGGGAUGUCAGGUUUAUAGCAAUUCACACCUUUAAUUUUCCAGAUAAUCUGGAAGUUAACAUUUGAUAAAUGAUUUUUUAAAGCAAAUACAAAGAUUUUGUUAAUUUAUAAUUUAUUAAUGUGUUAUUACUCUUAUUGAAAAUGUUAAGAGACUUUUAAAUUGCGCCUUGUGUAGAAAAAAUAAUGUAUUAAGCAAAAUUAUGUGAAUAAAUAUUCCCCCCAAAUAUAUCUGAAUGGUUAAAAAUACUGGAAGAGAGCUAUCAGGGCUACAAUAGUGAAUGUCUUUUUAAAAAAAUAUAUAUCAACAAUAAGUAGAUUUUGCAUUUUCAACAUAGGGAAAAUGUUAUCAGUAAAUAUUUAGGCAGUGCACUUUACUUAGUUUAAUUGAGAGUUGCACAAUACUGUUUCCUUAUUUUAAGCUCUCUUUAAUGUAUUUAAGUAUUUGCUUUUUAAUUUAACUCUGCUGCUCUUAUUUUCCUUUAGUUUGUUUCCCUACUCUAUUGCUUCUGUUUCAUACUUUCUAAAAGGGCAAGUACAGGAGCAACUGCUGCUACCCAGAAAAAUUUGUGUAUUAUGAAUAAUUAAAAUAAUUUUUAAUUGCUUUCUGUAUGAUUUCAAACUAGAUAACAUUUUCCCUCAAGUUAUGCUGUGAAAAAUGCCAUUUGUUAUGCUGCAAUUGCUGCAAAGAAUCCAAAACCUCCAUUGUGUCAGCCAACAGCACAGUUUCAUAGGUGCUUUUUUUUAGUAGUUGUAGAAAAUUAUUUUCCCUCAAGGGAAACAUUCUUAAAUUUUUUUCAUAAAAUCUUAGUUUGAAUUUAUUUCACAUUUUCAAUUGUGUAAGCUUUUGCACCCUCCCCUCAUGUACUCCCCCAAGGAAAGCCUCUUAGACUGUGAAUAAUUAAUUUGUUUUCUACUACUGGUAUAUUGUGAUAAGAAUUACUUUGUUGUCUUCCAUUCUUAAGAGAUUUAUUAUAGCUGUGGUAAUUAAUUGUUUAUAUUCUGGCAGUUGAUUUUCUGAUAUAGCUUACUUGUAAACUUUACUUUUUGAACUGUACCGGCUUAAGUUCACUUUUCCUUGUUUACCUUGUCCCAUAUUCUCAGUCUUAAUAAUUUAGCCUAUGUCUAUCAUAAGGCUGUGUGCUGCAGCUGCUACAAUUGAAGCUCCUGGGAUUUUAAAGAAAGUUUAGUGUUUGUCACUGUCGAUGCUACUUGAUUAUUAAUGUUUAUAUAUAGAAAUUUUUACUGAAAUCUGUUUAAAACAACCCCUUUUUGUUAACAUUUACAAAGUAGUUAUUUUUUAUUUUAAAUUCAAUCUCUAAUGACUUCUUAGAAUGAAGAAUUUAGGGAAAAGGAGGCGGGGGGAGGGGUAAGCUCAAAUGCUCCAGUUUUUAUUCAAAAUCAAAGUUAUUAUUCUGGAAAAUACUAUAAGUGUUAGUCUAUAAUGUCUCUUAUAAUAUUUGCAGUCUGUAUGCAAACACUGAAUAGUAUAAGUGGGACAUAAAAUUAUGUUGGAUAUUUAAAUAUUCAGCUGAAACUACUGAACACUAAAUAUUAUGGAAAUUAAAAGCCUGGAUUAUCAAGUUGGUUUAUAGCUUUCUAGAAGAAUCUUUGUAAGUACUCAUCUUCAAAUAAGGUUACAUGUGCAUAUAUAGAAAGCAAUAUGUUUUUAAAUUUCACUUUAGUGCCACUUUUUGUCCAUAAUGGAUUUAUUGCCAAUUUGACAUACUACUUUGAUCCAUCUUUUUUUUUUCUGUUUGCCAGAAUGUUUAAAACAGAAAAAUUGUUUUGUCUGACUCUUUACCAGAGAAAUAGUAGACUAACUAUAGUCUUCAUAUGUUUUGCAGAUUUAGUUACAAAUCAUAUUAUAUAUUGUUUUAAGAGCCAUGUUUAAGAUUGAAAUAUAAACAAUUGUUUCUAUAACUGAUUUUUGGUGAUAAAAGAAACAUUGAAAAGUCAUGUUGUUAACUGCUGCAUAAUAUAUAGGUUUUGGUUUCUUAAGUGCAAAUCUUAUAUUUCUUUUAAAUGUUGUAUGAUUAUUUCAGUUUUUACCCACUAGAAUGUAGCCCCAAAAUGAUGAGGACCACCUUAGCAUAUCUGCAGUAUAUAUUAGAUUUCAUUUUCAAUGAGUUAAUGAAAAUGGAAGAAUUCUUUUCAAAGCUUAUUUGACUCAUGGCUGUGUUUCUAAGUAAGGGUAUGGUGAAGUUUAAGGGCAAUCAUUUACAUAUUAUAGCAAGACAUAGGGUUAUUCCUUUAAGUGAAAAAUACUGUAAAUUCAAUGUAAAUACUAUCUACUUUUAUGUACUGACUUGGAGAGUGGAAGAUGGGAAUUUUCUCAACAGUAAGCUACAUUUGAACAAAGCAUGAAACUUUUUUAAAAUUCAAGAAUAGUUGGAUUUAUCACCUAAUUUAUACCCACACUAUGCAUUGGUAAUAAUAUCCAAAUUAUCUUAUUCUUUCACAGAGGAAGUUUCCAUUUAAAUCAGAGUGUUGGAAACUGUGUAAAACUACUUAGAGGUAAAUGGUGCUUAUUAAAUAUGAGUACAAUUUGUUAGUUGCUAGAAGUCUUCUAGUUCAUUUGGGCCAUUUUCUUGCAAUUUUGAUUUAUACUGAAGUAAACUCAGUAUAUAGUAAUAAUGAGUAAUUAAACAUGAAGUGUCAUUUGUUCACUGUACCUUGUUAUUAUACAGAUAUUUUCUUAGUUUAAAACAAAAACAAAAAAACUAGCAUGUCUGUGCUUUGUUUUUGGCCCAUCCUCCUAUUUUUCCUAAGGUACGUAACUUCCGAUAUAUAUAUUUUUUGCAAUGUUGUAAAUAACAGUGAUUAUAUUAUUCAUUUUACUAUCUACUGUCUUUCCUUCUUUACCCAGAUCUUUUCAUUGUAAAACUGAGUUGCCACUUGGUUUUCUUCAAAGGAAAGUGCUACUUGGUAUACUACAAGUAGUGAUUCAUAUUCAGGACAGCUGGUAAAACAUUUUUGGUAAUAACUUCCCAAACAGUACUUGAGUACCAUAUUCUGUGAAUGCUGUGCUUAAGCUAGGAAACAGAAUGUUUUUUCAAUCACCCAAUUCCUGUAUUAAAUGGGAAAUACCUGAACUCCUAAGUUAACUGUGGACAGUAAAAGGCUUUGACAAAACCAGGUGUAUUUAAUUAUUUAGUUUUAGCUGAAAAUGCAAUGUUACUGUACUUAGAGGAAUUGUUUGAUUUUCAGUUAUUUAAGCCAUUAUUAAUUUUAGACCAAUGGCUAAUAAUGAGAUAGAUUUUUGUUCAUAGAGAGAGAAUAGCAUGACAUGAACUAACAUUUCAGAAAUAAAUGGAAACAUUUUAAGUGAUACUAUAGUAACUUUUAACCACACUAUGUUUCUUAGCUCUGCCCUAGACAGUGAGGUGUACCUGUCACGGACACUGCCUCUUGGCAUCAGAAGUGACUGAGUUCUUCUGUAAUUAAAUGUUCAUGCUUUCCUUUUCUGAUUUGGUAUGUUGAAAUUGGUGAGCACUGAUCAUUUGUUUGAUAAACUUACAGUGCUGCCUUGUAUCCUGUUAUCAGUAAUCUUGGUUUCAGUAUUUUGAAAAUGUUUCAUUAUUAUUCGAUUUUGAGUAUUUGGGUGCAUAUAAUAGAGUUAGCAUACUCUAGAGGGAGAUACAAAAAGUACAUUGGAAUUUGAUGAUGAUACUGAUUAUCACUUCAUUACAUUUCUUUCCAGUGACUCUUUAUGUGAGUUUCAUUGUUUGAAAAUCAUGGUAAUGAUAGGAAUUUAUUUACCUCUGUUGUUUUAUUGCUUUAUCCAUGGUUUCCACAACUCUUUUGUAAUACCUCUUAAUUUCCUCUAUUUGAAAGUAUUUUUCUGUUAAAUAAGUUACAAAAAGUACCAGUCACAACAAAUAGAGAAAAUGUAUUAGGAACAACUUGUAUUAGUGUGUUCUAAACUAAAAUGGAACAAUUCAUUAUUGAUAUUUUAAUAAAUAAACUUCCAAAUGAUCUUGCUAAAUUAUCCCAUUAUUUAGAAGUGAAGAAAAUAAUGCUUUUAAGGAAAAUCGUCAUAUUUCCUUUGUCCAUAAGUUGACAGUAUAUUAUAAUAAAACUGAGAAAUAUCUGAAUGCUGAAAAGUUA
This is a messenger RNA of Marmota flaviventris (yellow-bellied marmot), 6631 nucleotides long. It is a transcript of the gene Znrf2, whose product is annotated as zinc and ring finger 2. The record is from RefSeq and is a predicted model, not a curated record. Lineage: Eukaryota; Metazoa; Chordata; Mammalia; Rodentia; Sciuridae. Gene Ontology annotation, cellular component: intracellular membrane-bounded organelle; cytoplasm; membrane. Gene Ontology annotation, biological process: proteasome-mediated ubiquitin-dependent protein catabolic process; protein K48-linked ubiquitination. Gene Ontology annotation, molecular function: ubiquitin protein ligase activity.